AUGGCGCAGCGCCAAGAGGAUGGCAUCCCCCAGCCUUGGGAGAGACUGGGGGAUGUCAGGAAGAAGAGAGAGAGGUCCCCGAGGGCCUCAAGAAAAAUCUACGUCCUCACUGAUAGUGAGGACGAUGACAAUGAGGCGCCCCUGCGACUGACCCGCCCACCGAGAUUCACGGCGCCGCAGCGGCAAGAUGUCGACUUGUUCCUGCGGGACAUUCUCGACAGGUCUCCGAUGGCAGCGGCCUCGGAGGCCGCCGCGCUGGCGGACGAGAUCGAGGCGAUCCGCUCCAAGUCCACCUCUAUCAGGGGGGACUGGAGCGGUCGCCUCAAGAAAGACAGCUAUCUCCUCAAGGAGAUAGUUCUGGCUUUUGGCCAACGGUUGGCGGACUCUGGGGGCGGGGAACUAUCCCGCCUCCAGAGAGAGUUGGAGACUCUCCGGGAGGAGGUAAUAGUCCUCCGGAGAGAGAAGGAGGAGAUGCGGCGGGAGAUGAGAACAUCUAGGUGGUCUCCCUCUCCCCCCAGCGUACACCCCCCCGUCCCGGACCCCUCUGGCACUCAGCCAGAGGCAACUGGGGCGGAGGUGGACAGGGUGCAUUUGGCACUCCCCCCCCAGUCAGGCGACUGGGGGAUGGAAAUAGAGGAACCUUCGGGCGGGGGGGACUUGUCGCCCCCUCGUCCCCCCAGGGCCCCCUCUCCUCCUCCUCCUCUUCCUCCGGGGAUUACCCCGGCAAUGAGGGAGAUGCUGGAGGGAGUCGCCACCAUAUUUAAAGAUGGCAUGGCGAGAAUGUCGGCGGUCCUCUCGUCACUAAACGAGAGAGUCGCCGACCUCGAGGCGGCGCGCGCGCCGUCGAAGCAGCGCCCCUCCCAACCCCCUCCUCAACCGCGGCCCCCGACUUCGGGCGCCGUCUCGAGGAGUGCGAAAAGGAGGGAGUCACGCAAAAGGCGGGCCGCCAGAUUGGCGGACCCACCUCUGGGGACCCCGGCUGACGGGGGACCGGACUCGGGGGCGGGGGUGUCAGUUCCCCCCGUCUCGGCCCUGGCUCCCUCAUACGCCGAAGCGACGAGGAGCAAGAGGGGGGGCAAGUCCAAGCCAGCCCCUCCACCGCCGACUGAUGGGAAGGCCAAGGCCCCCACAGAGGCGGUGAAGAAAAGGGAGGCCCUGCAGAGGGCCAAGAGGCGGCUGCCCAAGACGGCGGCCGUUAUGAUCUCGGUUCCUCCGACGGCCUCCCUUUCGGAGGUAAUGAGUAAAGCCAAGUCCUCCAUUAAACUGGAGGACUUGGACAUCAAGGGUGUCCGCGCGCGGACGACACUCGCGGGGAAUUUCCUCAUCGCCAUCCCUGGCGUGGGUGCAGAGGCCAAGGCCGACGCCCUCGCCAGGGAGAUGAGGAAACAUGUCGGGGACGAGGCGAAGAUAUCUCGUCCCUGUACUUAUUCCGAACUUCGCCUCCGCAGUGUCGAGAUGUUCGCCACGGCGGAGGACAUCGCAGCCGCCAUUGCCACGCAUGGCGGCUGCCAGAAGGAAGAUGUGCGGGUAGGCCCACUGCGCCCCCCGCGAGGAGGUAAUAGGGUGGUCUGGGUGAGGUGCCCCUCCAGGGCCGCGAUGAAGAUCGCGGCGCUACAGGGGCUACAAAUAAUCUGGGCCACCGCUAAGGCUGACCUGCUCCCAGCCAGACCAACCCGGUGUUACCGGUGCCUGGCUAGGGGGCACACGCAGCAGCAAUGCCCGUCCAAAGUGGACAGGACACGCUGCUGCUUCAACUGCGGUGGGGAGGGCCACGGUGCGGGCACCUGCAAAGCCCCGCCGAGAUGCCCCGUAUGCGCCGACCGCGGUAAAGAGUCCGGGCACCGGGCGGGGGCACAAGAGUGCCCUCGAGUACCCCCGGUCGCCUCGACGGCCAAAGGGGCCGCGGGCUCCUCGGCGCCAUUCCGGGCCCCGGCAAGCCGGGCCCCCCGGACGGCCCGGGAGUCCUCGGCAAGAAUCCGAGGGGUGCCCCGACCAAGUAGGCCGGGGUCGCCUGCGGAAACGGCCUCGGUGAUGUCGGAUCUCUCGACACACACCGAGGCCGGGGAGAAGCGCCCUCGACCGGCGGAGGGGUCGGACUCCGAUCAGGCCCAACAACUGCCGGCCAAAAAGAGAGCCGGAAGGAGCGAGACUGGGGCGGGCCGCAAGCCAGGGCCCAGGUCCCGCACCACGUCCCGUAGUCGGGACAGAUCCCCCCUGACGCUGUCUCAGCGUCGGGAAGAGGAGGAUCUCUCCGACUAG
Molecule: messenger RNA, 2259 nt
Organism: Linepithema humile (Argentine ant)
Lineage: Eukaryota; Metazoa; Arthropoda; Insecta; Hymenoptera; Formicidae
Source: RefSeq, a predicted model, not a curated record